This is a messenger RNA of Perca flavescens (yellow perch), 1129 nucleotides long. Its product is annotated as zinc finger protein 678-like. Gene Ontology annotation, biological process: regulation of transcription by RNA polymerase II. Bases 146 to 1129 code for a protein of 327 amino acids. The record is from RefSeq and is a predicted model, not a curated record. Gene Ontology annotation, molecular function: DNA-binding transcription factor activity, RNA polymerase II-specific; RNA polymerase II cis-regulatory region sequence-specific DNA binding. The transcript has 3 exons. NCBI's taxonomy places the organism in Eukaryota, Metazoa, Chordata, Actinopteri, Perciformes, Percidae.
UGAUGACAGUGCUGAUUGGAAGGAGACCAGAGAACCUCAGUCAGCUUCAAAGUCUCUGAAACAUGAUUCAAGACGUAAGAAAACAUUCUGCUGCUCCGAGUGUGAGAAAAGAUUUAACCGUGAGUCACAUCUAAAGAGACACAUGAUGACUCACACAGGUGAGAGACCUUUCAGCUGCUCAGUCUGUAAUAAAUCUUUUGCACAGAGUGGAGAUUUACAGAGACACAUGAGAACUCAUACGGGAGAGACGCCUUUCAGCUGUUCUGAGUGUAGUCAACGAUUUAAACAGAAGUCAACCUUGGUAAGUCACAUGACAGUGCACACAGGAGAGAAAAAACACAGCUGCAGUGUUUGUAACAGAAGAUUCAUAUGGCAUUAUCAGCUCAGGAUCCAUAAUUGUGUUGGUCGUCAGUCCUCACAGCUUCAUCAGAGACAAACUCAACACAUGGAAACAGAAGCUGAUGGAGAGGACUGUGGAGGACCAGAACCAGCCAGGAACUCACAUCCACUUUUACAGCCAGAGACUGAAGACCAGACUGGAGACUCUUCUGAGACUGAUGACUCUCAGAAACCUGAUUCAAGAUGUAAAAAAACAUUCAGCUGCUCUGAGUGUGGGAGAAUAUUUGGCCGCAGUUCACAUCUAAGGAGACACAUUAAAACUCACACAGGAGAGAAGCCUUUCAGCUGCUCAGUUUGUAAGAAAUAUUUUACACAGAGUGGAAGUUUACAGAGACACAUGAGAAUCCACACAGGAGAAAAACCUUUCAGCUGCUCAGUGUGCGUAAAAAGAUUUAUACAGAAGUCACAGCUAACAAACCACAUGGCAGUUCACACAGGAGAGAAAAGAUACAGCUGCAGUGUUUGUGAUAAAAGAUUUGCCUGGCCAGAAAAGGUCAAAAGACAUAAAUGUGUCGGCCGUCAGUCGUCACAGCUUCAAACAGAGGAGAAGAGAGAGGCAGAGCCUCCAGCCAGCAGAGAAACUCAACACAUGGAAACAGAAGCUGAUGGUCCAACAAAGAGCUGCCGCGAGGGACUAAACACAGAGAUGCAUAAACGCACUUACAUGCAGACGUGUUCCUACAUCGCUGGAGACCCCAACCUUUUCAGAGAUGAAGUUUGUAAAUUGUGA